AUGUCUGACACCACACUUCCCGACCUCCUCUUAUCCGCCCUAAACUCAGCAUCAGAGAAACGCAUCCGCGCCACCCUCGAGAAAAUAUGUGCCCAAGUUCCCGAUGCGCUAGACGUCGCAUCUGACGAACUCCUCGUCACAUCAGCAGAUCUCAAAGCCGCCAACGAAAGAGCAAAAGAGGCGACUAAAGAAGCAGCAAAGAAAGGAACUGAAGCCUCCCACGCAAUCUCGCUUGACGAGGACGAGAAUGCAGCGAAAGAGCCCGUUGAAAAAGGCAAAGAAGCCAGGCCCCUGAAGCGGAAAAGAGAAGACUACGUUGCGCACCGAUUCGAACCAUGCAUCGAUUGCGAACAAGAAUUCGAUGCGUUGACAAACGGUCCAACGAGCUGUUUAGUGCACACCAAAACCCUGAAAAUCGACACAAAAUCACCCGCCUGGUGGGACUACGACCAGCGCUUCCACGGCAAAAAAGACACGCCCGCCAACCGGGAAAAACACCCCGACGGCUUCCGCUGGGGGUGCUGCAAGCGGUUUGCCGGGCGCCCGGGGUGCCAGAUCGGACUUCAUCGCGUCAAGGGUGCGGCGAGGAAGAAGACUGCUGUGCUGGGGCUGAAACCGGAUGCGGCGAGGGAGAGUGUUAUUAAUGGGAGUCGACGGCUGCCGGAGGGGCAGGGGGUUUUUGACUUCGCGACGGGGACUUGGAGGACGAAGAUGACGGCGUGA
Molecule: messenger RNA, 723 nt
Organism: Dothidotthia symphoricarpi CBS 119687
Lineage: Eukaryota; Fungi; Ascomycota; Dothideomycetes; Pleosporales; Dothidotthiaceae
Exons: 2
Coding region: 1-723 (240 amino acids)
Source: RefSeq, a predicted model, not a curated record